AUCCUGUUUUGGAUUCUCUCUAAUGGCGACCGAAGCACCAGAGCAACUCGCCGCCGACGAAGUCAAAUCCAUGUCGAUCUCCGACGAGGUCAAACCGCCGUCGGUCGCCGCCGAAUCUCAGCCCUCUAGCUCGUCCGCUACUCCAUCCGUCCCGCUGAGCUUGGUUGAGAAGUACGAUAUCUUGAGGAGUAUCGCGGAGGAGUGUGUCCAAGACGAGGAGCUCAAGAAGUUGCUGGCGAACAAGGCCGAGCCGAUCUGCUACGACGGAUUCGAACCUUCCGGUAGGAUGCAUAUCGCUCAGGGAGUUUUGAAGGCGAUUAAUGUGAACAAGAUGACUUCCUGUGGCUGUAGAGUGAAGAUAUGGAUUGCGGAUUGGUUUGCGCAGCUGAACAAUAAGAUGGGGGGAGAUUUGAAGAAGAUUGAGACUGUGGGGAAGUACUUCAUUGAGAUAUGGAGGUCUGUGGGGAUGAAUCUGGACGAUGGGAAAGUUGAGUUCUUGUGGUCUUCGAAGGAGAUCAAUGAGAGGGCGCAUGAGUACUGGCCGCGUGUGAUGGACAUUGCCAGGAAAAACAAGCUUCCGAGGAUUAUCAGGUGUAGUCAAAUUAUGGGCCGAUCGGAUCAAGAUGAGUUGACUGCUGCCCAGAUCCUCUACCCAUGUAUGCAAUGCGCAGAUAUUUUCUUCCUGCAGGCUGACAUCUGUCAACUGGGAAUGGAUCAACGUAAAGUGAAUAUGCUCGCACGAGAGUACUGUGACGACAUCAAGAAGAAAAACAAGCCUAUUAUUUUGUCACACCAUAUGCUACCCGGUUUACAGCAAGGACAGGAUAAAAUGUCGAAAAGUGAUCUAUCCUCCUCGAUAUUUAUGGAAGAUGAAGAGGCGGAAGUGAACACAAAGAUAAAGAAGGCUUACUGUCCUCCAGGAACGGUUGAAGGCAAUCCCUGUUUGGAGUACGUACAGUACCUCAUUUUCCCUUGGUUUGAUGAGUUUACAGUAGAGCGCAGCGAGAAGAAUGGUGGAAAUACAACUUUCACAAAGUUUGAAGUUUUGAGUGCUGCUUAUGCAAAGGGUGAGGUGCAUCCUGGCGACCUCAAACCGUCUUUGGCAAAAGCAUUGAAUAGGAUACUGGAGCCUGUACGAUCCCAUUUCAAGAAUGACAAAGCUGCCAAACAGCUCUUACAAAGUGUAAAGAACUAUAGAGUCACCAGGUGAUGACAGUAAUGGAGCUAGGACUCCUCACCUUUGCCCCUACUUUCUCGCAAAUAUGGGGUGAAUAGACCCCAUAGGGGAUUCUUCCUUUGUGCUCAUCUUGGAGCUUCUGUUGUUCAGGGUUUAUUGACAUUGUAGCAAAAUUAUACUCAGAGAUAAGAAUAUUGACAUCCUGGUGUUUUUAAAUUGAUUUCAUUCCAUAUAGUGAACAAUUGACCUGCUAACGUAAUUUCACAUAUAUCAAACUCUGCUCCUUUUCUUCCAAAGAGAAAGUUUCCAACUCUGGCCAUUUUGUAUGGUGAAUAAAGAAAAUCAUAGUAAAAUAUGUGAUGUU
Molecule: messenger RNA, 1541 nt
Organism: Fragaria vesca subsp. vesca
Lineage: Eukaryota; Viridiplantae; Streptophyta; Magnoliopsida; Rosales; Rosaceae
Product: tyrosine--tRNA ligase-like
Exons: 10
Coding region: 23-1210 (395 amino acids)
Biological process (GO): tRNA aminoacylation for protein translation
Molecular function (GO): tyrosine-tRNA ligase activity; ATP binding
Source: RefSeq, a predicted model, not a curated record